Messenger RNA from Lacerta agilis (Sand lizard), 3476 nucleotides. RefSeq names its product protein serine kinase H1 (gene PSKH1). The coding region runs from base 1 to 1239 and encodes 412 amino acids. The transcript has 2 exons. Gene Ontology annotation, biological process: protein phosphorylation. The record is from RefSeq and is a predicted model, not a curated record. Gene Ontology annotation, molecular function: protein kinase activity; ATP binding. NCBI's taxonomy places the organism in Eukaryota, Metazoa, Chordata, Lepidosauria, Squamata, Lacertidae.
AUGGGCUGUGGGACUAGCAAAGUACUUCCUGAGCCUCCCAAGGAUGUUCAUUUGGAUCUCGUUAAAAAGGUUGAGCCAUAUACUGGUUAUAAAACGGACAUAUAUAAGCACUUCAUCAAGGGUGAUGGAGAUGCCAUCAAAUCUGCUAUCCCUUCUCCUCCUCGUCACACUAACCCACAUGUGGAACAGGCAGAGCCUCGCAAGAACAGAGUGGCAAAGUACCGUGCAAAAUUUGAUCCCAGAGUGACAGCCAAGUAUGAUAUCAAAGCCCUGAUUGGCCGAGGCAGCUUUAGUCGUGUAGUACGGGUGGAGCACAAGGCUACCAAGCAGCCGUACGCAAUCAAGUUGAUAGAGACCAAGUACCGUGAAGGAAGGGAAGUGUGCGAGUCAGAGCUGUGUGUGUUGCGUCGUGUUCGGCACACCAAUAUUAUCCAGCUCAUUGAAGUGUUUGAGACUCAGGAGCGUGUCUACAUGGUGAUGGAAUUGGCCACUGGAGGGGAGUUGUUUGACCGUAUCAUUGCCAAAGGUUCCUUCACGGAAAGGGAUGCUACCCGAGUGCUGCAAAUGGUGUUGGAUGGAGUUAAAUACUUACAUACAUUGGGCAUAACUCACAGGGACUUAAAGCCAGAGAACUUGCUCUAUUACCACCCAGGCAUGGAUUCUAAAAUAAUGAUCACAGACUUUGGGCUGGCGAGUGCUCGAAAGAAGGGAGAUGACUGCUUAAUGAAGACUACCUGUGGGACACCAGAGUAUAUUGCCCCAGAGAUCUUGGUCAGAAAGCCUUACACAAACUCUGUAGACAUGUGGGCACUGGGUGUGAUCUCAUACAUCCUACUAAGUGGGACGAUGCCUUUUGAAGAUGACAACCGCACCCGCUUGUAUCGGCAAAUUCUGAAAGGAAAGUACAGUUACUCAGGGGAGCCAUGGCCCAGCGUGUCCAAUCUUGCCAAGGAUUUCAUUGACCGUCUGCUCACAGUGGAUCCUAGUGACCGGAUGACGGCUCUUCAGGCCUUAAAGCACCCCUGGGUGGUCAGCAUGGCUGCCUCUUCUUCCAUGAAGAACCUGCACCGCUCCAUAUCUCAGAACCUCCUCAAGAGGGCAUCAUCUCGUUGCCAAAGCACCAAGUCAGCCCAGUCCACCCGCUCCAGCCGCUCCACUAAAUCCAAUAAGUCCCGGCGGGUACGGGAGCGGGAACUGCGAGAGCUGAACUUGCGCUACCAGCAGCAGUACAAUGGCUGACAACUCAGCAGGAGGCUGCCUGGCUUGUUCUUUCUUUGUCAUUGGGACAUGUUCUGCACUGUGUUCACUAAGUGAGGGGGCCCCAAGCUCCAGCCCUCUUCUCUCAAAGCCCAACUUCCUAUGUCCAUCUUCCUGCCUUGGGAGAUGGAGCUUUAGGGAUGCUGCUGCCCCUGGGAGCACAUCUCACCUGUGUAGGGUCAGAGGAUUAGAAAAUUCUGCUUCGUGGCCCAGCCCUGGAAAAAGGUCUACAGUUAGUUGCCUGAAAUACUGGAGCCAUGCAGAAGAGUCCUUCCCUAGCCGAGAAUCUUUUCUACUCCUAUUUAUUUACUCCCAAGUUCUAUCUAGCCAGCUUCUGUUGCUACAGGGUCUGGGAGGGGAUGAUUUAGGCCAGGGUAGCUAACAUGGUACCACCCAAACUUUGUUGUACUAUAGCUCACCAUUCCUGUUGACUGGCCAUGCUGAUUGGGGCUUAUGGGAGUUGGAGUCCAGCAAUAUCUGAAAGGUACCACAUUGGCCAUUGCUGACUUAGGCUGUUGGUUAAAAUCAGGAUCAUGGAACCCCAUGUGUCCACAGGUGCAGAAGGAGAUUACUGAGUUCCUCUUCUGGCUGCAGCCUUUUGCACUGCAUCAGACAUUACCCCAGAAGUUUUUGUGACAUCAGUUGGGGGUUUUCUGCACCCAAGAGAGAGGGUAGGGAAGCCUUUAAGUCCCAGUGCAUGUGUGGAACUCUGUGCACAGCUCUCUGAAUCUUGGGCUAUGCACUUUCACAGUUUCAGUUUUCACUUGGUUUUGCACUUAAAUGGCUGCUUUCCAUCCAUACAGCUGUGAAAUGGGGACCAAAUUCUCUUUUGAUACUUGUUAGAGGAAAUCAGAAUUAGUGCUGCUCCUCUCACUGUCCUGUGUGUUGAAGGCUGGAGAAAUGGUUGUGCCUUAACUACACUAAUUUUAUUGGCUUGAAAUGGCUUGGGUCAGGCUCUUUUCCUCACACUAUUUUGGAGCCUUAUCUUGCUCUAUGUUGUAUAUUUCCGCUUAAUGCUGGAAUGAAUUAUAGGAAACCCAGUCAUCAUUCUGACUCAAUCAGUGCUCAGAUGUGUGACUCAGUACUGCAACAUUGCAAGUGACUGAGGAGACAUCAGACAUCUUUCUUCCCUCUUCUGACCUCCUGUACACACUCCAGGGGGGUCUCUCAUCAGACAGGUGACAUCAAAAGUCUGUUUCUCUCAUUAAAGGCUUGAGUGGGUUCAAACAACUGCUGUGCUUGCCUCUACAGCUGGCACACUGGGGUGCAGGCAGUGCAGCUUAGAAUCAUAAAAUCACAUAGCUUAAAGGGACCCAAAGAUAAUCUAUGCUGCAUGCCCCCCCUGGAUUAACCCACUUUCCCUUGGUUUUAGUGUGCUGCAAAUAAAGAGCCAGAGAGCAAAUCAGGUGCUCACACCAGAGCUGCCUCUUGAAUCAAGUAAUAUGGAAAAAUAAAAUCUAGACAUCAGGCUUGCUGCUUUUUACAGCAGCAAAUUGCCAGAGUCACUAGCCAGUCUGAGCAGAGAGACGUGUUUCUGUAGGGAUUUUCUGUCUCCAGUUAGACUUUAUCUAAAAGUGCAGCAAAAUGAUGUAAUGAGGUACCGGAGUCCUGAAAUGAUAGGAUGGACCGGGGGUAGGAUAAAUUUAUUUGGGAUAUAGGAGCAAGUCUUGAUGUUCUGGCCUUUCGUUCACCCCUGUAGAUAAGGUCAAGGAAAAAAGGGCAGCAAUUGGAGUUUCCAACCUUAAAUCAAUAUUUCUUGUCCUAUUCAUGAUUGGCAUUGUGCCCUCACAUCAACUGUUCUGUUUCACAGAAACCAGUUACUUCCAGCCUCUGGUGGCACAGCCUGUUUCCGAGAGCAACUCUCUUGUGCUGGUUAAUGUGUCGGGAUACAUUGUCAGACAUCAGCUUAAGGACGUUGCAUCAGUCAUGGUAGGCAGGUGGCCAUAUCUUUUUGGGCAGUUAAAUUUUAUUGACGUCUACAAAGGCACUUCCUGUUCCAAUGAACAGUGACUCAGUGGAGGUGUUAAGAGUAGAGGUGUACGAAGUGUCUGGGAGUGAUACCAUUGCAGUGGGGUAGCCCAUGACAGAGAGGGAGGGAGUGAUGGUGCAGAAGUAGCUGUGAUGUUGAAUCGCUCAUUAGUAAUGAUGUGAGUCUGCCUUGUCCUCACCUUGUUGAGACAUCAGCAUUACACAGGAAAAGUAAUGUAACACACAGCUUG